AGCCAGGGUCACUCAGUCAAAAAGUAUGUCGACAACAUACCAAUUAGUGUGUUGCUAUGGAGUUGUCUCACCUUAUUUUCCCGUUUUGAAGCAUCAAAUCUAACGACUAGAUGCAGCACUACCGUCAUGUAUGUGAUCCAUAGAGGAUUCUAUUUUUCCUCGGAUUCGAAUGACAUUCUAUGCUUUGCCUAGUAGAGACUUCCUAUAAAAGGGUGUAAACUGUAAACUAUUAGAGUUCUGCAUCCAACUGAAUUUCUGUCACAAGGAAGUUCCGAGAAGUCAGACCCAAGAUGCUUGCAAGAAUUCCUGGUGUUUCUAGAGGGCUGUCCUCUAGUGCCGUGCUUAUGGCAGAGGUGAAGAGGCCCUUAAUAAGGAAGAGCUUAAACCAUCAGACCAUAAUGUGCCGCCACUUUACGGUGAGUAUGGAUUUCACCUUAAAGUGGCUGCACGUUCUGACUGCUUAUGGCAGGUUUUCAACGAGUUCAACACAGAGAGAUGGUGAAGGAAGAAGCGAGUCUUUGGCUAAGGAUGUAUUUAUUGGUCACAGCGGCAAACAGAAGAUCCUUGCUCGGGAGCUACACAAGGACCUCACAAAUAAAGGUGUGUCCUGUUUCUUUGAUGAGGAUCCUCUAAGCUUGCCAAUAGCUGAAAAAUUCCCUCCCCGCAUUUUUGAAGCCGCUGAGAAAUGCAGAGUAGCAGUAUUGGUUCUCUCAAAGGAUUUCAGCCACUCAAAGUGGCCAAUGCUGGAACUUUCCGCUUUUCUCAAAGCUAAAAUUUCUGGCAAAAAUCCAAACAUGAAGAUACUACCCUUGUUCUUCAUGAUAUCGCCAAAGUCCCUUUCUGAAAUUACAGAGGACAACCAAGUAUGGAAAGACUUUGGGAUAGCUGAUGAGACUCGAGCUGAAUGGCAUAGGGCUUUAAGAGAAAUAAGGUCAAUUAAGGGUUUGGAGUUCAAAGAAGCUGAGGAUAUGGUGCAUUUCCGAGAUGAAGUUGUAAAAGCCAUCUGCUCCCUACUACUUUCACACUCACCUGAUUCUAUUCAAGGGCAGACACGUCAAGACCAGGUGUUGGAUGGGUUAGCAGUCAUCCCAAUAACACUUCUUCAGCCUCGUCUUCAACAAAUGUUACGGGCACAGUUCUACAGCAAUAUUGUAUUUUCUAUGGACCUGUUAAAACUUCAAUGUAGAUCACCCAUCAGCAUGCUGUGAUGCCCAAACACUGAACUACAGGCCCUUUUCCAUUGAAAGUGAAGACUGUUCUUACAAGAGACUUAUGGAUCUUGAAAUUGUGAUACAUUUAUUUGCCUUCAAGCAAUUCGCUGUUCAGUUCUGGUUUUCUUCUCAACUCUUAUCUGCUGCUCAUAUCUGCAUCAACCAAAAAAGAUGAUUUGCAGCUACGCCAAAACUUGCAGGUAUCAAUGAACUUCUAAAUCAGCAUCUUAACCUAGAUCAAUGAACUGUCAGAGAUGCGGCAGUUAAUCUGAAGAAAAGGUAUCAACAUGAUAACAGAUCAAUAUAUUAAGAUUUAGAUCAGUGACUAUCUUGGUGGCAUUUGAUUAACUCCUUUGAUUUGGAUCAGAGAGCUGCAUGCAGAAAUCUCAGCUAAACGAUCUUCUGUUCUACAGUAAUAUGGAUUCGCCUAAUGAAAUAAUUAGAUUCCAACCACGAAAGCAAUGCUCCGGAUUUUCAUCCUGUGUAUCUGCCUGAUGAGGAUGCCUCAAUAGGAACGAUGCCAACUCAAGUGUCUUGACUAAGGUUUGAUCUGGAAACCCAUCUUGAACUUGAUAGUUUAUUAAAUAGGAGAUGUUGGAAUUACUUUGAGCGUUAGUAUUGCUCCUUUUGUAAUUCCUCUAGUAUUGCAAACAAAGAGCACAGUUUCAAGGCAACUAUAAUUAUUCGUGGAGUUUUAUCUUUCAUCACAAUUUUAUUAAAAUGAAGUGAGGCCACUGUGAAACAGGGGGCAUCAUCAGCAUUUUGCUAUUUGUCUCA
Cryptomeria japonica (Japanese cedar) is the source of this 1988-nucleotide messenger RNA. RefSeq names its product disease resistance protein RUN1-like. The record is from RefSeq and is a predicted model, not a curated record. The coding region runs from base 291 to 1208 and encodes 305 amino acids. The transcript has 5 exons. NCBI's taxonomy places the organism in Eukaryota, Viridiplantae, Streptophyta, Pinopsida, Cupressales, Cupressaceae. Gene Ontology annotation, biological process: signal transduction.